Messenger RNA from Archocentrus centrarchus (flier cichlid), 5083 nucleotides. RefSeq names its product small G protein signaling modulator 1a (gene sgsm1a). Gene Ontology annotation, biological process: activation of GTPase activity. The record is from RefSeq and is a predicted model, not a curated record. Bases 32 to 3775 code for a protein of 1247 amino acids. The transcript has 25 exons. Gene Ontology annotation, molecular function: GTPase activator activity. NCBI's taxonomy places the organism in Eukaryota, Metazoa, Chordata, Actinopteri, Cichliformes, Cichlidae.
GGGUGCUGCAUUCAGACAGGAGACAGGAUCCAUGGCAACAAUCAUGGCAGAAGCAGAGACCCGUCAGCGGCUGCUGCGCACUGUCAAGAAGGAGGUGAAGCAGAUUAUGGAGGAAGCUGUCACCAGGAAAUUUGUUCAUGAAGACAGCAGCCAUAUUGUGUCCUUUUGUGCUGCGGUGGAAGCGUGUGUCCUUCAUGGGCUGAAGCGGCGAGCGGCGGGCUUUCUACGUAGCAACAAGAUCGCGGCGCUCUUCAUGAAGGUGGGGAAAAGCUUUCCCCCAGCUGAAGAGCUGUGCAGGAAGGCCCAGGAGCUUGAGCAGAUCAUCGAGACAAAACGAAGUCAAAGCUUGCAAAGUCAAGACAGCCUUCGCAAGAUGCCCAGACUGCCCAGCCUCACCCCGCCAGUAGUCAAGAACCUGUGGAUAAGGACAGCUCUUUUCGAGAAGGUGCUAGACAAGAUUGUCCUCUACCUGGUGGAGAACAGCAGUAAAUACUAUGAGAAAGAGGCUGUUCUCAUGGACCCUGUAGACGGACCUAUCCUUGCAUCUUUAUUAGUUGGACCUUGUGCUUUGGAAUACACAAAGAUGAAGACAGCUGACCACUUCUGGACAGAUCCGUCUGCUGACGAGUUGGUACAAAGACAUCGUAUCCACGGUGGCCUGUGCAGGCAGGAUUCUCCCACAAAGAGGCCCGCACUGUGUAUCCAAAAGCGACACUCCAGCAGCAGCAUGGAUGAACGCCCUUCCCCCUCACCAUCAGCUCGUGAAUAUGUGGAGUCGCUGCAUCAAAACAACAGGGCAACACUACUGUUUGGCAAGAACAACGUGCUCGUACAACCGAGGGACGAUAUGGAGGCUAUCCCAGGUUACCUGUCUCUGCACCAGACUGCUGAAAUCAUGACACUGAAGUGGACACCCAAUCAGCUCAUGAACGGCUCUGUUGGAGAUUUGGACUACGAACGCAGCGUUUACUGGGACUAUGCCAUGACAAUCCCUCUAGAGGAGAUAGUUUAUUUGCAUUGUCAUCAACAAGUGGACAGUGGGGGGACAGUAGUGCUGGUCAGUCAGGAUGGGAUCCAAAGACCUCCACUUCGCUUCCCUAAAGGAGGCCAUUUGCUCCAGUUCCUCUCCUGCCUUGAGAAUGGCCUCCUUCCCCACGGCCAGCUGGACCCUCCACUCUGGUCCCAGAGGGGAAAGGGAAAGGUGUUUCCUAAGCUUCGAAAGAGGGUUCCUCAGGGAUCUGGAUCCUCAGACUCGGUCUCCGAUAAGGAGGAGGACGAGGCCACAGACUAUGUCUUCCGAAUCCUCUUUCCAAACAGUCAGUCAGAGUUUGUGACUCCUCCAGAUCUGAUGGAUCAGGGAGCUAAGAUGUGGCAUCCCACUCUCAGGAAGUCCUCGUGUUCCUCCUGCUCUCAGGGGAGCUUCUCUGAUGCGGCGACACCCAAGGGAUGUAACCAUGAGAGGACUCCUCUGAAGCUGCUAUGUGACAACAUGAAGUAUCAGAUCAUCUCCAGGGCAUUUUAUGGCUGGUUGGCAUAUUGCCGUCACCUUUCUACUGUGCGUACACACCUCUCUGCUCUCGUAAAUCACACCAUUGUGGCCCCCGACGUGCCCUGCGAUGCCUCUGGAGGCCUCACCGCAGACGUGUGGCAGACUUUCCUCAAGGACUGCACAGCCUACAAGGAGCAGGAGCUGCUGCGUCUGGUGUACUUUGGUGGUGUGGACCCAUCGCUGAGGAAAGAGGUGUGGCCUUUUCUGCUCGGUCAUUACCAGUUUGGGAUGUCAGAGGCUGAGAGGAAGGAGGUGGAUGAUCAGGUCAGAGUGUGCUACCAGCAGACCAUGUGUGAGUGGCUCAGCUGUGAGGAGAUUGUCCGCCAGCGAGAAAAAGAGCAGCACGCUGCAGCGUUGGCAAAGUGCUCCUCCGGUGCGAGCAUGGAUAGUUACAGUCAGAAGAUAAAGCAUCACGAUUCCACUGUGAGCAAUGAGUCCUCCCAGAGCUCAGACAGGCAGAGUUUGGCUCGCCUGCAGAGUGAUUCCAGCAGCAGCACACAGGUGUUUGAGUCUGUAGAGGAGGUGGACCAGAUUGAGACAGAGCCCAAGAAUGGAGAAGCCAAACAGAUGCCCAAGAUGCCCAAUGGAGCUCUGCAGAACGGGACGAGCUCUCCUGACUCUGGACAUCCUUCCUCUCGCAACUUCUCCAUCACCUCUGGUCUGUCGGAUGGCUCCUUCAGCACAGAGGACAGCAGCGCUGCACCUGAUACAACCCCGAGAUCUGCAGCUGUCCCUCAAUUGUCACAGAGCUCUAUCAAAUCCACAGGGGGAGAGAGUGAAGGUCUGUCAGUGGAAAGGGACAGCCAGGGGGAAGGUGAAGCGAAGGACAAAAGGGCCUCCAAUGUGACCAAAACUUCAAAACAUGCUGCAGAAACAGGUGGUAACACAGACACAAAAGAGACGAGUUUAAAGCCUGAAACAAAAGAUAAUAUUGAGGAGUCACAAGCUGUUAAAGCAGAGGGGACCAAGCUUAAAGAUAAAAGCCUUGAUAGGAACAUUAAAGGUAACCAAUCUUUAGAGACAUUGGACGCGAGAAAAGAAGCAUCAAAGCUCGAAGAAACAAAUGUGGAAAAGAUGAAGGAAGUGGAUGAAUCAAAGACAAGUAAAGAGGUUUUAGUGACAGAAGGGAAAGAAAAAAUACUCAAAGGUCCUGGGGCUCCUGAAAUGGAAAAUUUCGCUCUCUCAACAGACACCAGAGUCUUGAGAGCAAGAGAAGCCUACAGUGCCUCUCAGAAAGAGGAGGCUCACAUCAUGACCGAGUCUGAUGAGUCUCCCUCAGCCAUAGAGAUGGAGGAGAUCCCCAAAGCCAAAGUUUCCAUGGUGCCUUGGAGCAGAAAGGAACAUUGUGAAACCUCGUCUUCCUCUGAGAACUCGCCCCCUCACGUAAAGCUCAGGCAGAAGGAGGAACAGGGAAAGCUCAGUCCAGAGGGCACUGAGUCCAACCUGUCAGAGCCAGAGAUGGAGAGCCUUUACCCUCCCUUUGACUCUCUGGCUGCGUCUGAAAACAUGAAGACCCAAGUGACCUCUGAAGUGUCAGCUGGGAGUACUUUCUCUCAAGAACUUUUGGACUUGUAUACACUGAAUCUGCACCGCAUUGAAAAGGACGUCCAGCGCUGUGAUAGAAACUACUGGUACUUUACUCCUGCCAACCUGGAGAAACUGCGCAACAUCAUGUGCAGCUAUAUCUGGAGGCACCUUGACAUCGGUUACGUGCAGGGAAUGUGCGACCUGCUGGCUCCACUUCUAGUCAUUCUGGAUGACGAGGCCAUGGCUUUCAGCUGUUUCACUGAACUCAUGAAGAGAAUGAAUCAGAACUUUCCACAUGGAGGAGCUAUGGACACUCACUUUGCAAACAUGCGCUCUCUAAUCCAGAUCCUGGACUCUGAGCUGUUUGAGCUAAUGCACCAAAAUGGAGACUACACCCACUUCUACUUCUGCUACCGCUGGUUUCUCCUAGACUUCAAGCGAGAGCUGGUGUAUGAUGACGUGUUUGCAGUGUGGGAAACCAUCUGGGCAGCAAAGCAUGUCUCCUCCAGUCACUAUGUCCUCUUCAUUGCACUGGCACUGGUGGAGGUGUACAGGGACAUCAUCCUGGAGAAUAACAUGGACUUCACCGACAUCAUUAAGUUCUUCAAUGAAAUGGCAGAGCGUCACAACAUCAAGCAGAUUUUGACCCUGGCCAGAGAUCUGGUGUGCAAGGUGCAGAUGCUGAUAGAGAACAAGUGAUUGUGCUGUUUCUCUCCUUUUCCUUCCAAGAAAAGUGUGACCGGCUGUAGCAGCACAAGAGAAGAAUGCACGCUCUCACACGUACAUGAAGCCUUUACAAUCAUUUUGCUGCUAUGAGCCUUAUUGACUAUAUCCUCCACGUUAUUUGAUGUUGUUUGUGUUGUCUGCAGGUGUACGAGAAUAAUACGCUUAAUAUUUGUCAGUAUGUUGAAGUGAAAACUAAUGUAAAGCUAUUUAUUUCCAAAUAGUUAUCUCAGAAAUCCCUCAAGUGUCAAUCUUAGUCCGAGUGGACUUAAUAUUUUCAGAUAAAGAUGGUUUUAGCUGCACAUUUCAAACCAAAAAGCAGAACUGAAUUCAGCCAGAGAUUAUAUUUAUGGGAAAAAAUACAUUGUGAUAAUAGUUUAUAUUGAUUUUUUUAGUCUACAGAGAUAGAGCUAUUAUUCUAAUGAAGGAAAGAAUGUCUGCAGAAUUUUAAUAUGCUUUACACCCUAAAGUGAAAGCAGUUUUUACAAACUGAUUCAGGUCACUGGCUUGGAGCCCAAAACAUAACCCACUCCAGUUGUGUUUUACACACAGUGUUCAGAAUGAUUCAGCUUCUAGCGCCACAUUAUUGGUUUAGCCAACAGUGUUUCCAGUGUUCUUGAACUGCCUUGUCUGCCAAAUAGUAUGUCUUUAUUUGUUACCUGUGGUGUCCCGGGAGAAGGAAAUGUGUUUAAAUUAUUAGAAUUAUCUUGCAAAUUCUUACAUUUAUGUUACUGAUUGAUGUCUUAGCGCAGAUUUAUGUAAAGAAACAAGCUCGGUUUGAUAAACUUAAAUUAUUUUUCACUAUCCAGUGAACCAAGUGUAAACUUUGUAAAUUGUGGAGAUUUCCUCAUCUUGAUUUUUGUAUCGUCCUGUAUCGUCUGGUGCUUGUCAAAUGUUAAUUUUAUCUGAAAAGCAGAGAUCAGAUGAUUAUUCAGUGUGAGAGUGGUUUAAGCAGAGAGCUGAGAAUGAAAGUUACAGUAUGACAGAUUUUUAAAGUACAUUUAUUUUAGUGUUUUGGCAGAUUUGACAGAUGCGUCAUUCAUAGCCUAAAACUUCAGUCAGCUGUUUCAAGUGUUGUUUCAAGGAUGUGGUAGGAUGAUCUGCAUUUAAUAUUGGUGUUUCUUUGUGAAUGCUAAAUGCUGUCAGGAAGCCUAUUUUAAUUUAUUGUAACAUUUAUGCCAAAGUAUUUAUUUAUUUAUUCAUUCAUCAAUUUCUUUCAUUCAGAUGCUGCUUUCUUUGUAAAUCGGAUAUUUUUAUUUUGUGGCCAGUUCUAAAUGUGUAUUG